CCUGAAGGGGGAAACAAAAACAAACGGAGGCCUGUUCAGCAGCGGGCGCUGCGAGCUCGGCGGCUGAUCCUGAGGGGCCUCGCUGCGCAAGGGCAGCAGCGCUUCUGCCUCUCGCUGGGCACCAGGAUGUCCCUCCGCCCCCUGGCCCAUCCUUGAGCUCCUUUGCCGUCCCUUCCCCGCCGCCGCCGCUCCCCCGCCCAGCCCGGUCCCUCCCCAGUCCUGAGGCAGCAGGAGCGCCGGUAGCAGCAGCGACGACAACGGCGCCGCCGCCAUCGCCAUCAUGUCGGGGGACGACGACGGCCCUGGUGGGUCUCACUACGUGGCAGAGUUCGUGCCGCCUCCCGAGUGCCCCGUCUUCGAGCCCAGCUGGGAGGAGUUCAGCGACCCCCUUGGCUUCAUUGGGCGCAUCCGACCUUUGGCCGAGAAAACCGGCAUCUGCAAAAUCCGGCCGCCCAAGGACUGGCAGCCCCCUUUUGCUUGUGAUGUACAGAGUUUUCGUUUUACCCCACGAGUUCAGCGCUUGAAUGAACUGGAGGCAAUGACUAGAGUGAAACUGGACUUUCUAGACCAACUGGCAAAAUUUUGGGAACUUCAAGGAUCUACAUUAAAAAUUCCAGUGGUGGAAAGAAAAAUAUUGGACCUUUAUUCAUUGAGCAAGAUUGUUGCCAGCAAAGGAGGCUUUGAAGUAGUCACUAAAGAGAAGAAAUGGUCCAAAGUGGCUAGUCGUCUUGGUUACUUGCCAGGAAAGGCCACAGGCUCACUGCUGAAAUCCCAUUAUGAGCGGAUCUUAUAUCCAUACGAGCUUUUCCAGUCUGGUGUCAGCCUUAUGGGCAUCCAAAAGCCAAACUUGGACCUUAAGGAAAAAGUGGAGGUUGCGGACCUUGGCAUUGAUGCCCAGUCUCCCCCAAAGCAGGGUUCAAGAAUGAACGUUGUGCUGAAGAGAACCAGACGUGUCAAGUCGCAGGCAGAGGCAGGAGAGAUGAGUAGGAACACUGAACUGAAGAAGCUUCAAAUCUUUGGAGCAGGACCAAAGAUGAUGGGACUGGCACUGGGAGCAAAGGAAAAAGAAGAUGAAGUACCUCGAAGACGCAAAGGUACUAGGUCAGAAGCUUUUGGCAUGCAGAUGAGGCAGCGGAAAGGAGCACUUUCAGUCAAUUUUGUUGACCUAUAUGUCUGCUUGUUCUGUGGUCGGGGAAACAAUGAAGACAAACUGCUGCUGUGUGAUGGUUGUGAUGACAGCUAUCACACUUUUUGCCUAAUACCCCCUUUACCUGAUGUGCCCAAGGGUGACUGGAGAUGUCCCAAAUGUGUUGCUGAGGAAUGUAGCAAACCACGGGAAGCCUUUGGAUUUGAACAGGCUGUUCGAGAAUAUACCCUCCAGAGCUUUGGUGAGAUGGCAGAUAAUUUCAAGUCUGAUUAUUUCAACAUGCCAGUUCAUAUGGUUCCUACUGAGUUGGUGGAGAAGGAGUUUUGGCGAUUAGUCAGCAGCAUUGAGGAAGAUGUAAUUGUUGAGUAUGGAGCUGACAUUUCAUCCAAAGACUUUGGAAGCGGCUUCCCUAUAAAGGAUGGCAGGAGAAAAUUAAUGCCAGAAGAAGAGGAGUAUGCCAUUUCUGGCUGGAACCUCAACAAUAUGCCAGUACUAGAACAAUCUGUCCUUGCUCACAUCAAUGCUGACAUUUCUGGCAUGAAGGUGCCCUGGCUUUAUGUGGGAAUGUGCUUCUCUUCUUUCUGCUGGCAUAUUGAGGAUCACUGGAGCUAUUCCAUCAACUACCUGCAUUGGGGAGAGCCAAAGACAUGGUAUGGAGUGCCCUCUCAUGCAGCUGAACAACUGGAGGAAGUGAUGCGAGAACUAGCUCCUGAGCUGUUUGAGACACAACCUGAUCUUCUGCAUCAGCUGGUGACUAUCAUGAACCCCAAUAUACUGAUGGAGCAUGGUGUGCCUGUUUACCGGACCAAUCAGUGUGCUGGCGAGUUUGUUGUGACUUUUCCUCGUGCCUAUCACUCUGGAUUUAAUCAAGGCUACAACUUUGCUGAAGCUGUGAACUUCUGCACUGCUGACUGGCUUCCAAUAGGACGGCAGUGUGUAAGUCAUUACCGGCGACUGAGGCGCCACUGUGUGUUCUCUCAUGAGGAGCUAAUCUUCAAGAUGGCUGCGGAUCCUGAGUGUUUGGAUGUUGGGCUGGCUGCCAUGGUCUGCAAGGAAAUGACUAUCAUGACAGAAGAGGAGGCACGCUUAAGGGAAUCUGUUGUACAGAUGGGGGUGCUGAUGUCAGAGGAGGAAGUGUUUGAGCUGGUUCCAGAUGAUGAGCGUCAGUGUGCAGCCUGUAGGACUACAUGUUUCUUGUCUGCUCUUACAUGUUCCUGUAACCCUGAGCGCCUGGUAUGCUUAUAUCAUCCCAAUGAUUUGUGUUCAUGCACUAUGCAGAAGAAGUGUCUAAGAUACCGGUAUCCACUAGAGGAUUUCCCUUCACUGUUGUAUGGAGUGAAAGUCAGAGCACAGUCCUACGAUACUUGGGUCAGCAGGGUCACAGAGGCAUUGUCUGCUAACCUCAGCCACAAGAAAGAUGUGAUUGAACUGAGGGUGAUGUUGGAGGAUGCUGAAGACAGAAAGUAUCCAGAAAAUGACCUCUUCCGCAAGCUGAGAGAUGCUGUGAAAGAGGCGGAGACUUGUGCUUCAGUAGCCCAACUGCUUCUAAGCAAAAAGCAAAAGCACAGUAGACUGACCCCAGAGAGUGGAAGGACACGGACUAAACUGACUGUGGAAGAACUGAAAGCAUUUGUCCAACAGCUAUUUAGUCUUCCCUGUGUUAUAAGUCAAGCACGGCAAGUAAAGAACUUGCUAGAUGAUGUUGAAGAGUUUCAUGACCGUGCUCAGGAGGCCAUGAUGGAUGAAGUCCCAGAUUCAGCCAAGCUGCAGAUGUUAAUAGACAUGGGCACUGGCCUCUAUGUAGAACUUCCUGAAUUGCCUCGCCUGAAGCAAGAGUUACAGCAGGCCCGUUGGCUGGAUGAAGUGCGAGUGACCCUGUCAGAUCCUCAAAGAGUCACCUUGGAUGUGAUGAAGAAACUGAUUGACUCGGGAGUAGGGCUGGCACCACAUCAUGCAGUGGAGAAGGCCAUGGCUGAGUUGCAAGAGCUGCUGACGGUUUCAGAGAGGUGGGAAGAGAAAGCCAAAGUUUGCCUCCAAGCACGGCCUCGACAAAGCAUUGCAGCUCUGGAGAGCAUUGUCAAUGAAGCAAAGAAUAUCCCAGCUUACUUACCCAAUGUGCUGGCACUGAGAGAAGCCCUGCAGCGAGCUCGAGACUGGACAGCCAUAGUUGAAGCCAUUCAGAAUGGAAGCAACUAUGCAUAUCUAGAGCAGCUGGAAAAUCUGUCUGCAAAAGGCCGCCUGAUACCUGUCCGCCUUGAUGCUCUACCACAAGUUGACUCACAGGUAGCAGCAGCCCGUGCAUGGAGGGAGCGCACAGGCAGAACAUUCCUGAAAAAGAACUCAAACUACACACUCCUGCAGGUUCUGAGUCCUCGAACUGAUAUUGGCGUUUAUGGCAACAGUAAGAAUAGGCGAAAAAGAGCAAAGGAGCUAAUAGAGAAGGAAAAAGAAAAGGAUCUUGACAUGGAGUCCUUGAGUGAACUAGAAGAUGGUCUGGAAGAGACCAGGGACACUGCAGCUGUGGUGGCUGUUUUCAAGGACCGGGAACAGAAGGAGGUUGAAGCUAUGCAUGCCCUCAGGGAAGCUAACCUGGCAAAGAUGACCAUGGUGGAUCGCAUUGAGGAAAUAAAGUUCUGCAUCUGCCGCAAAACAGCCAGUGGGUUUAUGCUCCAGUGUGAACUCUGCAAAGACUGGUUUCACAGCACCUGUGUACCCCUUCCCAAAAGCAGCUCCCAAAAGAAGGGCUCAAGUUGGCCCGCCAAAGAGGUCAAGUUUCUGUGUCCACUUUGUAUGCGCUCUCGAAGGCCACGACUUGAGACCAUUUUGUCCCUGCUGGUGUCCUUGCAAAAGCUGCCAGUGCGACUGCCAGAGGGUGAAGCAUUGCAAUGCUUGACAGAGCGGGCUAUGAGUUGGCAGGACCGAGCACGGCAAGCUCUUGCUACAGAUGAACUGUCCUCUGCAUUGGCCAAGCUUUCCGUGUUGAGCCAGCGUAUGGUGGAACAGGCUGCACGGGAGAAAACAGAGAAAAUAAUUAGUGCAGAGCUCCAGAAGGCUGCAGCUAAUCCUGAUCUACAGGGCCACUUGACUAGUUUUCAGCAGUCUGGCUUUAACCGGGCUAUGAGUAGUGUGUCAUCAUCUCCACGACAAACUAUGGACUAUGAUGAUGAGGAGACAGAUUCAGACGAAGACAUCAGGGAAGCAUAUGGCUAUGACAUAAAGGACAAUGCCAGUGUGAAAUCUUCUAGCAGUCUGGAGCCCAAUCUCUUCUGUGAUGAAGAAAUUCCUAUCAAAUCUGAAGAAGUCGUAACACACAUGUGGACAGCACCAUCCUUCUGUGCUGAGCAUGCAUAUUCAUCAGCUUCUAAAAGUUGCUCUCAAGGUUCCAACACCCCAAGGAAGCAGCCCCGUAAAAGUCCCCUAGUACCUCGCAGUUUAGAACCACCUGUGCUCGAACUGUCUUCUGGAGCCAAAUCGCAGUUAGAAGAUCUAAUGAUGAUAGGAGAUCUCCUAGAAGUAUCUCUGGAUGAGACCCAGCACAUCUGGCGGAUUUUGCAGGCAACACAUCCACCUUCUGAAGAUAGAUUUCUCCAUAUCAUGGAGGAUGACAGCAUGGAUGAGAAGCCAUCAAAAAUGCGUGGAAGAGAUUCUUCUGAGAGGAAACGAAAGCGCAAGCUAGAGAAAGCAGAACAGUACUUUGGUGAAAUGAAGCAGAAGUCUAAAGAGCUGAAGAAGCUGGAAAAACCGAAGAAGAAGAAGCUUAAGCUGACCAUGGACAAGACAAAGGAACUGAACAAACUGGCCAAGAAACUGGCUAAGGAAGAAGAACGGAAGAAGAAGCGUGAGAAGGCAGCUGCAGCAAAGGUGGACCUGGUGAAAGAGUGCACAGAGAAAAAGAGGGAGAAGAAAGUCUUGGAUAUUCCUUCCAAGUAUGACUGGUCAGGAGCUGAGGAGUCUGAUGACGAAAAUGCAGUGUGUGCAGCACAGAACUGCCAGAGGCCCUGCAAGGACAAGGUAGACUGGGUGCAGUGUGACGGUGGCUGUGAUGAAUGGUUUCAUCAAGUUUGUGUUGGUGUCUCGCCUGAAAUGGCAGAAAGUGAAGACUAUAUCUGCAUAAACUGUGCAAAGAAACAGAUGCAGGGGCCAGGCAGUCCAACAUCUGCACCACCUGCUCAUUUCUUGCUGAGCUACAAACUUCCCAUGGAGGACCUCAAGGAGACAAGUUAGCGGCUGCUUGGUCUUGCUGGAACUUAAGGGAAAUGGAACACUAAGAAGGUGGUGUGACGCUAAAGUAGCCACUUGGGAAGCUGCACGACCGCAAACAAAUGGCCCUCUAGUGGAGCUAGCCCCAUGUAGCUGGCUUCCCUUACAAGAAGGGAUGCCAUGGGCACUGGGGUACUGACCCAGCUAUGCAGGUACCAAGCACCCUGUUGGAAGUCCCCCCAGUAUUUGUACUCCCAUGUUUCCUACAUAAGGCUGAGCGUAACUGCUGCCUUCAAGCUGAGCAGAUAUAAGCCCCGUGGUUUAUGUUUCUCGGCCUCAGCAGUUUAAAUAGUGGGUACUAGCCCUGAACCCCACAAGUUUGCCCCAUAGAGGCAUGCUGAUUGUGUGGAGAUGAAAGCUCCCAUUCGGCCUCUUCAAGUUGAGGCAUCAAGGCAAUGCUUACAUGGAUAAGGAAUCUGCUUCAAGCACCAUGCAGAAGGAGACAGGAGUGGGUGGAAAAAUACAUUAGUUCCUGUUUGGUUGAUCGAAAGCAAAGGAACUUUAGGUCUUGAAACCAUUGGUUUUGUGUUUACCCUAAUUCUCUUGGGGUAUCUUCCCUUCAAGAAAGCUCGCACAGAAUUAAAAUGUAGCUGAGGUACUUAUCCUUGGCAAGGCACUCCUUCCUGCACUGGUAGCCAUUUCCCUCUGUCUUAGGCUUUAUGAACACCCUGCCACUAAGUUGUCUGAAGCAAGGUGCAGCUGGUAAGGUGGAUAUCAUGAAAGCACGGGAUUAAUGACUGGACCGAGAACAGCCCAGCUUUCUCAUGAUUCCACAGUGACAUGCUUCUGUGAAAACAUCAACUCACAAGUUAUUGCUAGCAUCAUCAAGCUAGUCUCAGAGUUUCAAUAUGCAGCCCACAGAGGCAGAUUGCAGCCCUGCUUCCUUGCCUUUACAUUUCAAUGGAUUAAAGGCCUAAAUGUGGCUACAAAUCCGUUCCCCCUUGCUUUUCUGAAAGGCAGGUUGCUUGGGGUAUGUAUCCCGGGUGACAAUUGUUUUAGUAAAUCCAUUUUUUAAAAAGGACUGGUUUUUACUUUUUUCUAUGUCUCAAACUACUGACUUGUUCUACAAAAAAAUAGAUUAUUUUUCUUUGUUUUUUAUACUUACCACGGUUACCAGCAGCACAGAAAAAGAAAGAGAGGCUCACUAAAAAAAACCUGCCUUCUGGCUUGGGUUUUUUUACUUCAUUCCUUCCUUGUAGUACAAGGAAUUUAGCAGUUACUUCCCACAUCCUUGUUCCACCUGCUGCCUGUGUUUUAAAUAGGUAAAAACAUUUCAUGUGCUACCUUCAUGUUGGGGUUUGUUCUGUUAGCAAGGCAACUUGGUCCUUGCUGUCUCCCAGUUUCUACUUGCUUUUCUGUAAGUGAAUGGCUGAAACUGGCCAUAGUGGUGUCUUCCCCUUCCCACUCCCAUUAUCUAUUGUGUUUCCAUUCUUCUAUGGUUCUAGGAGUGUUGUAACUAUAGUGUCCAGUCUUAUUAGAUGCAGGGGUUGGGAUUUUCUAAAAGAUAAAAUCUGUAGUGUUCUGCCUUGA
Molecule: messenger RNA, 6937 nt
Organism: Varanus komodoensis (Komodo dragon)
Lineage: Eukaryota; Metazoa; Chordata; Lepidosauria; Squamata; Varanidae
Gene: KDM5A
Product: lysine demethylase 5A
Exons: 28
Coding region: 281-5371 (1696 amino acids)
Biological process (GO): chromatin remodeling
Cellular component (GO): nucleus
Molecular function (GO): histone demethylase activity; DNA binding
Source: RefSeq, a predicted model, not a curated record